Messenger RNA from Cuscuta epithymum, 4033 nucleotides. NCBI's taxonomy places the organism in Eukaryota, Viridiplantae, Streptophyta, Magnoliopsida, Solanales, Convolvulaceae. The record is from the annotation of a GenBank genome assembly.
GUCUUUAGGAAGAAUACAAACGUCAAAUGAAGCAAGAGAUGAAAGGGAGAAAGAAAAGAAAACACAGAGAAAACAUAGUACCAGAUAAACUAUAGAGAGAAAGAAAUUAUUUAUUUAUUGAAGGAGGCGAAUCUCCACGAUCCUUUCCUGCUCGCCAUACAAUCCACACUACCUCUUCUGAAUUCUCCUCAUUCAAAUGAUCCAUUUCGGAAGCUACUGAUCGAUUCCACAACUGCGGCGGAGUAUGUCGGCGGAGCGUUUGAAGCAGAUCGAGAUUCGUAGCUCCGGAGCUAUGGCGUCCCAACCUUCAGGCUCGACGAGCAGCGGCAGCAAUCGAGACGACUCGAUGAACAAAGCGGUAGCUCAGUACCCGGUGGACGCUAGGCUGCACGCGGCGUUUGAGCAGUCAGGUGAGUCAUUUGAUUACUAUUCAUCCGUAAAGACUGCAAACGAUGUAGUCCUGCCGGAUGAGGAGAUCGUCGCCUACCUCUCGAAUAUUCAGAGGGGCGGUUAUAUACAGUCGUUUGGAUGUGUGAUUGCGGUGGAGGAUGAGGCGGGGUAUGGAGUCAUCGCUUACAGCGAGAAUGCACGCCAGCUGCUCGGUAAAAUGCCCCACAAUCUUGAGCAGCUCGAGUUUUGGACAGAUGUGAGGACCCUGUUCGCACCUUCCAGCUCUGCUCUUCUCCAGCGCGCGUUUAGAGAGCCGGAUAUCACGUUGCUUAACCCAAUCUGGGUGCAGACCAAGAAAUCCGGUAAGCAUUUUUACGCUAUCUUACAUAAGAUUGAUGUCGGAAUUGUGAUUGACCUGGAGCCUGCUAGUGGUGAGGACCCUGUACUAUCUCUAGCCGGGGCGGUUCAGUCACAGAAGCUCGCCGUGAUGGCCAUUUCACGCUUCCAAUCUCUUCCUGGCGGGGAUGUUCAGCUUCUUUGUGAUACAGUGGUUGAGUCAGUGAGGGAGAUGACAGGGUAUGACCGUGUUAUGGUUUAUAAGUUUCAUGAUGAUCAUCAUGGGGAGGUCGUCUCUGAGAGCAAGAGACAAGAUUUAGAGCCUUACCUUGGUGUCCACUACCCAGCCUCCGAUAUCCCCCAAGCCUCCAGAUUUCUGUUCAAACAAAACCGGGUAAGGAUGAUAGUCGACUGCCAUUCCCCUCCGGUCCGCAUCAUCCAAGACAAAUCUCUAUCUCAGCCAUUGAGUCUUGUUGGUUCAACCCUCCGAGCCCCACCUGGCUGCCACGCCCAGUACAUGGCCAAUAUGGGGUCCAUGGCGUCCUUAACACUCGCAAUUAUCAUAAACGGGAGCGAUGAGGAAGCUAUGGCAGGGAACAAUUCGAUGAGGCUAUGGGGAUUGGUUGUGGGCCACCACACUACCCCUAAAUGCAUCCCCUUCCCGCUUCGUUACUCCUGUGAAUUCCUCAUGAAGGCAUUUGGACUCCAACUGAAAAUGGAACUUCAAUUGGCAUCACAGUUGGCUGAAAAACGUGUGUUAAAGACACAAACACUCUUGUGUGACAUGCUCCUUAGGGGCUCGGCCGUGGAAAUCGUCACAAAAAGUCCAAGUAUUAGGGACCUUGUCAAAUGUGAUGGCGCUGCACUAUAUUACCAUGGGAAUUACUACCCUUUAGGCAUAACGCCUACCAAAGACCAAAUAAAGGAUAUUUGCAAGUGGUUGUUGACUUCACAUGGUGACUCGACCGGUUUGAGCACUGAUAGCUUAGAUGAUGCUGGGUAUCCUAAUGCAGCCUCACUGGGGGAUGAGGUGUGUGGGAUGGCUGCUGCUUAUAUAACAUCAAGAGAUUUCUUGUUCUGGUUUCGGUCGCGAACUUUGAAACAGAUCAAAUGGGGUGGUGCUAGGCAUUAUCCACAAGAAAAAGACGAUGGACAAAGAAUGCACCCACGGUCUUCAUUCAAGGUGUUUCUUGAUGUGGUUAAGAGGCGUAGUUUGCCGUGGGACAAUGCAGAAAUGGAUGCAAUUCACUCUCUGCAGCUUAUCCUACGGGGUGAUUCUUUUAAGGAUAAUGUCUCCAGAAACAAUAAUUCUAAGGAGGCGGUGGUCGUGGAUGGACAGCAAGGAGGAAUAGAUGAGCUUAGCUAUGUGGCUAGAGAGAUGGUUAGAUUAAUAGAAACCGCAACAGCUCCAAUUUUCUCUGUAGACGCUGAAGGGUUCAUAAAUGGUUGGAAUGCAAAGGUUGCCGAGUUGGUUGGGUUGACAGUUGAGGAAGCAUUGGGGAAGUCAUUAAUUCGUGAUAUUGUUCAUAUGGAAUCACAAGAAAGUGCUGAGAAACUUUUGUUUAAGGCAUUGAAAGGUGAUGAAGACAAGAACAUAGAGAUGAAGUUGAAAACAUUUCACACUGACCUAAACAUGGAGGCGGUUUUUCUUGAGGUCAAUGCUUGCUGUAGCAAGGACUACACAAACACAAUAGUUGGUGUCUGUUUUGUUGGUCAAGAUGUGACCGGGCAGAAAAUACUAACCGACAAAUUUGUACGCAUACAAAGUGAUUAUAAAGCAAUCGUGCAUAGCCCCAAUCCUCUGAUCCCUCCCAUUUUCGCUUCAGAUGAGAACACAUGUUGCUCCGAAUGGAACACAGCCAUGGAAAAGCUUACGGGUUGGAGCAAAGGGGAGAUGGUGGGUAAAAUGUUGGUUGGUGAGCUUUUUGGAAGAGUAUGUAGACUCAAGGGUCCGGAUGCUAUGAUGAAGUUCAUGAUUGUGUUGCAUAAUGCCAUUGGUGGGAAAGACACAGAAAAGUCACCAUUUUCCUUUUAUGACAGAAAUGGAAGAUACGUCCGAACUCUCUUGACAGCAAAUAAGAGAGUGAGUAUGGAUGGACGGAUUAUCGGAGCGUUCUGUUUGUUGCAGAUCUCUUCUUCUUCUGAAGAGAAGGAAGAAGAUAUCAUACUCCAGAGGGAUAAUGAAGAAUGUAAUGACAGAUCAUUCUCUAAGAAAAAAGAGAUGGCGUAUAUCUGUCAAGAAAUUAAAAACCCGCUCAAUGGUAUACGCUUCACAAAUUCCUUACUGAAGUCUACAAAUUUGACCGAAUAUCAAAAGCAGUUCCUGGAGACUAGUGCUGCUUGCGAGAAGCAGCUGUUAAAGAUUGUUAGGGAUUAUAUUGUUGUUCCCGAAAACAUUGAAGAUGGGUAAAUUUCUGUUAUUGAUUUGCUAGCUAUUCACUGGAGCUAGAGAGAGAAGAGUUUUGUAUUGGGAGUGUUAUAGAUGCAGUUGUGAGCCAAGUAAUGCUGUUGAUGAGAGAAAGAGGUCUGAAACUCAUUCACGAAAUUCCUGAAAGCAUCAAGACAAUGGUAGUGUAUGGUGAUCAAUCUAGAAUUCAACAAGUUCUGGCUGAUGUUUUGCUUAACAUGGUUCAUCAUACACCACCUCCAAAAGGGUGGAUACAAAUCAAUGUGCAAACUAGUUUGAAGCAGAUAUCUGGUGGAAUUACUACGGUGCAUGUCGAAUUCAGGCUUGCCUGUCCAGGUAAAGGUCUUCCUGCAGAAUUGGUCCGAGAGAUGUUCCAUAGCAGUCAUUGUGCAACUUCGGAAGGUUUAGGAUUGAGUAUAUGCAGGAAAAUACUGAAGCUAAUGAAUGGAGAAAUCCAAUAUGUAACAAGAUCAGAGAAGUGUUAUUUCAUCAUCACCAUCGAGCUGCCUACAUCCAAAGAAGGCGCAAGGACAAAUUUUUAGGUCAGCACUAAUAUUUCCCUAAGCUAUCUGUGAUGAUCUCUGGCUUCAGUUUGCAUGAUGUCGUGAAAGUCCCAAACUGAAAUUGAUCAGAGUAUAAUAACCUCUACUGAAUGGUGGAAUGACUAUUUGUAACUGUAGAUUAAAUUUUCUCAGCACUUUAGUUUUUUAUUUAUUUCGUUUUUUGAUGUUAUACUGAACUUUGUACAGUGUAUCCUUUCAUCUGCAAUUUGUGAAAGCAGAUGCAUAGAUAACAUGUGCAUAAUUUGUUUCCACCUAGAAUCCAAUUCUUUCUCUCGGACUUUGGAUAGUCUACGCUUUGGCCAAAACAAAGCAUGUAUGAAUACGGAGUACUUUCUUA